UGGAAGCAAAGAGCCUGCAGACAGAGCCCUCUAAAGUGCUUUUCAGGCUCUACUGGGGGAGAUCACAUCUCAGAAGGUAGAAAGAAGCCGAUUCUGCCACUUUGUUUCCAGUUCUGAAGCCUUGGCUCUUGCCAACCAGAUCCCAGAUCAUGUCAGUGGCUCAAGAUGCUGCACUCAGGGAGAACCUAUUCCACAGCCUUCAGGAGGAGCAAACAAGACUAAAGAUGAGACUGCAGGAACUACAGCAACUGAAAAGGGAGCUCAGGAACUUCCCCCAAGUCCAGGACCCAUUCCCAAUGCCUGAAGUCCCCCUGGUGUUCCGAGGACACACUCAGCAGAACAGGGAAGUGCCCAAGUCUGUGGUUUCCAACCUGCAGAUCUGCUACCCUCUGCCUGGAGGCUCUGCUCUGGUCACCUUCGAUGACCCCAAGGUGGCCAACCAGGUGCUACAACAAAAGGAGCAUAAGAUUGACCUGGAAGAGUGCCGGCUGCGGGUGCAGGUCCAGCCCUUGGAGCUACCCAUGGUGACAACCAUCCAGGUAUCCAGCCAGAAGAGUAGCCGGAGAGUGCUGGUCAGUGGGUUUCCUGCUAAUCUCAAGCUGAAUGAGGAGGAGCUGCUGGACAAGCUGGAGAUCUUCUUUGGCAAGACCAAGAACGGGGGUGGUGAUGUGGAGACUCGGGAGCUGCUGCAUGGGGGUGUCAUGCUGGGCUUCGCUAAGGAUGAAGUGGCCCAGAACCUGUGCCGGAUUGGCCAGUUCACGGUGCCCCUGGGCGGGCAGCAGUUCCCUCUGCAAGUCUCUCCCUACAUGAGUGGAGAGAUUCAGAAGGCAGAGAUCAGGUCCCAGCCAGUGCCCAAGUCAGUGCUGGUGCUCAACAUUCCUGAUGUCCUGGAUGGCCCAGAGCUGCAGGACAUCCUGCAGAUCCACUUCCAGAAGCCCACCCGUGGGGGAGGGGAGGUGGAGACCCUGACAGUCGUGCCCCCAGGAGAGCGAGGUCUGGCGAUCUUCACUGCCCAAUCCAGCUAGGAGCCUGCCCUUCUCAUCACCCUCCAAUCCUCUGCCAAGGUUCUCAAACUGGGCUGGGGUCCGGUGCAUGUGGAUGAAUGUGAUCAUGCUAAUCAACAGAGGGCAGGAUUCUGAGUUGUGAAACGCCGUCUCAGAACAGUAAAAGUGCCUGCAUGGCGUGAUCU
Molossus molossus (Pallas's mastiff bat) is the source of this 1189-nucleotide messenger RNA. It is a transcript of the gene IFI35, whose product is annotated as interferon induced protein 35. Bases 150 to 1025 code for a protein of 291 amino acids. Gene Ontology annotation, cellular component: nucleus. The record is from RefSeq and is a predicted model, not a curated record. NCBI's taxonomy places the organism in Eukaryota, Metazoa, Chordata, Mammalia, Chiroptera, Molossidae. The transcript has 7 exons.